CAUUUCCAGGGUGGCGUGCGCUUUGGCGAAGACCUAAGGGAAAUCAGCGCUGAUAUCACCGUUCCUACAUGCAGUGUAGGCCAGCCAUACAGCCCGUAUUCCACAUAUGAAUCAGACGGUUGGGUCGGUAUGGGCGGGUACUCAAAGGUCGGAGGCUUGAUCCAGACUGGCGUAUCUUGUUUCGCACAGAAAGGCACUUCUACAAGCUACAAAAUCUGGACAGAAUAUUUCCCUGCUCUUCAGGACUUCUAUAACGAUACCGACAUUCAGGCAGGAGACGUUAUCUCUGCGCGUGUUGUUGCACACAACAAGACUUCUGGCACAACAUACCUUCACAACAAAAGAACUGGCAAAAGAUACUCGACGACAUACAUUAACCAGACCUCUGAACUCACUUUCCGAGAUGUGGAAUGGAUCACCGAGUCCCGCUUGUACCUAAACAUACUAGGCCCACAAGGACACCUUGAUGCCAAGUACACCCCGUGGCAGUUCCGUGAUGCCCGAUACGUGUCGAAAGGUUGGUGUCUCUGUAAUUAUAUGCUCUUGGUCUCUUGCUAA
This is a messenger RNA of Aureobasidium namibiae CBS 147.97, 558 nucleotides long. RefSeq names its product concanavalin A-like lectin/glucanase. The record is from RefSeq and is a predicted model, not a curated record. The transcript has 2 exons. Gene Ontology annotation, biological process: proteolysis. The annotation marks the transcript as partial. NCBI's taxonomy places the organism in Eukaryota, Fungi, Ascomycota, Dothideomycetes, Dothideales, Saccotheciaceae. Gene Ontology annotation, molecular function: glutamic-type endopeptidase activity.